AUGUUCGCAGCCACCUUCCUAAGAGCUUUUACUCUGUUUCUAGCUAUAUUUACUUCCAUCGCAGUAGCAGCAAACCCCUUUCUAGACUCAACCACCUGCGACAAGACAUGUCAGAACCUAGCUCUCACAUCCUCCGCCUGGAUCGCCGAGCAGCAAUCCGACCCAACUUACAGUUUUUACAAAGUCCCUUCCAACUUCUCGACUAAGCUCUCAGCGGGUGUUGUACUUAAGACUGAAGAUGCGACGAAUCUCACCAACUACGUCGUCCCUAGUGGCCUGACCAUGUCGCGCAUUAUCUACACAACUGAAGACAUCAACGGAGGUGUUGUACCAGCUUCUGCUUAUGUACUCUGGCCAUAUACCUCCCUCACAGGAGUGAACCCCGGGUUACCUAUGGUCGCGUGGGCUCAUGGUACAACGGGAACCUUCAAGCCUUGCGCCCCGAGCAGCUACAGGGCUCUCCAGUACCAUUUCCAAGUCCCGUUUGCGCUGGCACUCCAGGGCAUUGCAGUCGUUGCACCCGACUACGCGGGCCUGGGUGUGAGCGAGUUGCCCAACGGAGAUACUGUUCCUCAUCCUUGGGUGGCAGCGCCAGCGCACGCGAAUGAUCUCGCUUUUGCUGUUACUGCAGCCAGAUCAGUGUUUCCAGGCCUUUUGAGUCCGCAGGGUCCUUUCGUUGCGCUGGGUCACUCUCAGGGCGGUGGUGCAGCUUGGGCUUUCGCAGAACGACAGGCCAAGAAGCCCCUCAAAGGCUACAAAGGCACCGUCUCCAUCGCCCCCGUCACUCGAAUCUUGGAUGACUUCUCCUACUGGACCGAGAACAAGAUCGCAUCGCCUGGCCUAAUCGCCCAGACCGCCGUAGUCGACUCCAUUUCUAAGCUCUACCCUAACUACAACUACACUGGUUUGACAGCCACAGGCUACGAUCGCUGGCAUAAUGUCCUGGCCAAGGUCGAAGGGUGUUUCCCUGUAUUGGCUCUGGUAACAUCUGGUCUCCAAGUUGUGAAGCAAGGAUGGUACAAAGAUGCGACGGCGAAGAAGUGGGCUGAUAGAGUCGCCGUGGGACGAAAGGCAUUCGCCGGGCCGCUGCUUGUUCUCAACGGCGCAGAUGACCAUGUUGUUCGCCCGGAGGGUAUUGAACAGGCUGUUAAAGAUACCUGUGGCUUUGCAAAGGACUCUAGUUUGGAGCAUGUUGUGUAUUCUGCUAUGGAUCAUUUCUCAGCAAUUCAGGCAGGUCAGCUGAAGUGGAUGGGCUGGAUUAAAGAUCGGCUUUCUGGUAAGGUUGUUGGGAAGAAGGGCUGUUCUUCUGAGGUUAUACAGGGGCUGAGGACGGAGUCUACUGUUUCUUCUCUGGGACCUAACUUCUUUUUGUCUUUCUUUGGUCCGCAGGAGGGUUGGAAGUAUAGCCUUUAG
Molecule: messenger RNA, 1413 nt
Organism: Fusarium sp. VM40
Lineage: Eukaryota; Fungi; Ascomycota; Sordariomycetes; Hypocreales; Nectriaceae
Source: the annotation of a GenBank genome assembly